Messenger RNA from Gastrolobium bilobum, 2434 nucleotides. Its product is annotated as probable LRR receptor-like serine/threonine-protein kinase At4g37250. The coding region runs from base 1 to 2358 and encodes 785 amino acids. Gene Ontology annotation, molecular function: ATP binding; protein binding; protein kinase activity. The record is from RefSeq and is a predicted model, not a curated record. NCBI's taxonomy places the organism in Eukaryota, Viridiplantae, Streptophyta, Magnoliopsida, Fabales, Fabaceae. Gene Ontology annotation, biological process: protein phosphorylation. The transcript has 2 exons.
AUGAGCUACACGAGUGUCAGUCUCCCUUCAUGGUGGAGAAUUCUUGAACUUGUUCUUCUCCUUCUUCUCGUUACUAAUUUUAACCAAUGUUGUGGCCUAAGUAGAGAUGGUGUUUUGUUGCUUUCGUUCAAGUACGCUGUGCUGAGUGAUCCACUCUUAGCUCUUGGAACCUGGAACUACAGCGAUGAGACACCGUGUUCGUGGAAUGGAGUUGAUUGUUCGAUUGUACCAGGUGCAGCAACAACAACAACAAACGCUACACAAUAUCGCGUUACUGGGUUGUCUCUACCACAUUCUAGGCUUGUGGGUUCUAUUCCUUCCGAUCUGGGUUCCAUUGAGCACCUCCAAAUUCUUGAUCUUUCCAACAAUUCACUCAACGGGUCUCUUCCUUCUCCACUUUUCCAAGCUUCCGAGCUUCGGUUUCUUAACUUGUCUAAUAACUUCAUAACAGGGGAGGUUCCAGAAUCCAUAGUACAGCUCAGGAAUCUUCAGUUUCUUAAUCUUUCUGAUAAUGCCUUGGUGGGGAAAGUACCCAACAAUCUUUCAAACAUGCAAAAUCUAACUGUUGCUGCAUUGAAGAACAAUUACUUGUCUGGCUUUCUUCCUAGCGGAUUGAGAACACUGCAAGUUUUGGAUCUGUCCUUUAACUUGUUGAAUGGAACUCUGCCCCAAGACUUCGGUGGUGACGCCAUGCGUUACUUGAACAUAUCCUAUAACCGAUUUUCUGGGAAAAUCCCACAAGAGUUUGCGGGAAAAAUUCCAAGUAACGCCACCGUUGACCUCUCAUUCAACAAUCUAACAGGCCAGAUUCCAGAUUCGACCGUUUUGUUUAAUCAGAAGCCAAGUUCUUUCUUUGGGAAUGUUGAUCUAUGCGGUGAACCAACAAAAAAAUCAUGUCCUAUUCCUUCUUCACCAUCCUCUGAACCAAAAGUUUCUGAUCCUACAUCACCUCCUGCAAUAGCUGCGAUUCCAAAGACAUUUGAUUCUCCCAUGGCACCAACCGGAUCAUCUUCUCAGAAAAAACAGAGUGGCCUCAGACGAGGAACGAUUAUAGAAAUCGUGGUGGGAGAUAUAGUAGGCAUUGGAAUCUUAGCCACGAUUUUCGUGUACGUGUAUCGAUUGAAGAGAAAGAAGGAGGCUGAGAGUGUAAUAAAGAACGAAGCAGCUGCAGCAAGGAGUGACAGUUCCUCAUCAACCUCGGAGUCAAGAGGGUUCACGAGGUGGUCGUGCUUGCGCAAAAGAGCAGAGGAAGAAGAAUCCUCGGAGUCCACGAGCUCUUCUGAUAGUGACGUGGAAGCACAGGAGGGGCAGAACCAGAAGAAGGGUCAUGAAAAUCAGAAUCAACAAGGGAACAAAACGGGUACUCUCGUGACCGUUGAUGGUGAAAGAGAACUCGAAUUGGAAACACUACUGAAAGCCUCAGCGUACAUAUUGGGUGCAACCGGUUCAAGCAUAAUGUACAAGGCUGUGCUUGAAGAUGGAACGUCCUUAGCGGUUCGCAGAAUCGGUGAGAGUGGCGUGGAGCGGUUCAAGGACUUCGAGAAUCAGGUUCGGGUCAUAGCUAAACUGGUUCACCCAAAUCUUGUUCGGGUUCGUGGCUUCUACUGGGGACACGAUGAGAAGCUCAUCGUCUAUGACUUCGUUCCUAAUGGCAGCCUUGCCAGUGUUCGUUACAGGAAGGUGGGCUCCUCGCCUAGUCAUUUACCGUGGGAAGUCCGACUCAAGAUAGCGAAAGGGGUGGCACGUGGGCUAGCUUACCUCCACGAGAAAAAGCACGUGCAUGGAAAUUUGAAGCCUAACAAUAUUCUAUUGGGCAAUGACAUGGAACCCAAGAUUGGAGACUUUGGGCUUGAGAGAAUAGUGACGGGUGACACCAGCUAUAAAGCCGGAGGGUCUUCACGUAUUUUUGGGAGCAAGAGAUCCACGGCCUCGCGUGAAAGCUUCCAAGACAUCACGUUUGGGCCUAGCCCGAGCCCGAGCCCGAGCUCAAUAAGCGGUGUAUCUCCUUACCAUGCUCCUGAGUCACUCAGGAACUUGAAGCCUCACCCGAAGUGGGAUGUGUACUCUUUUGGGGUCUUGUUUCUUGAGUUGCUAACGGGGAAGGUUGUGGUUUUGGAUGACAUGGGCCAAGGGCCUGGGCUUUUGGUUGAGGAUAAGAACCGGGCCUUGCGGAUGGCUGAUGUCGCUAUUCGUGUUGAGAUGGAGGGUAAGGAGGAGGCCUUGUUGGCCUAUUUCAAGUUAGGGUACAGUUGUGUAUCUAGUGUUCCACAGAAAAGGCCACCAAUGAAAGAGGUGCUACAAGUUCUUGAUAAGAUCCCGUCCUCGUCUUCUUGCUCCUCAUAUUAUUAUAGCCAAUAAUAAACCAUGAUUUGCCAAAUGGUUUUGUAGAAAAAAAAGUGUACUCAUGAUUGACUAAUAGGUUUUUGUGGUUGGA